GCGCGCAGGGGGCGGGCUCGCACGGCUUGAUAGAUGCCUGAGCCCCGCCACCCUGGUCCGCAGACUAGGCAAAGGUUCGCUCAGGUGUCCGAGGCAGGAGGUGUGAGAUACGCGCGCGAGAGCGAGCGAGCAAUGUGGCCGUUCCUGCUACUGCUGCUUCCGUUGGUGGGGGUCUCCGGGGUGGUUCAAAUCCCUCCGCACGAGGACGUGGCUCGGGUCGCGCGCUUCGUGGCGCACUCGUGCGAUUGGGGCGCGCUGGCCACGCUCUCCGCGCAAGACCCGCCGAUGCGGGGCCAGCCUUUCUCCAACGUCUUCUCCGUCAGCGACGGGCCGCUGGGGUCGAAGCAAGGCAGCGGGGUGCCUUACAUGUACCUGACGCCGCUGGAGGUCUCCGUGCAAGAUUUGCAGGUAAAUGCCAAUGCCUCCCUAACAAUGUCCUUGGCACAGACACCUUACUGCAAGAAGGAAGGUUAUGAUCCUCAGAAUCCACUGUGUGCCCAUGUGAUCUUCUCUGGAAUAGUUGAAAAGGUUCCGAAUGGUACAGAAGCAGACUUUGCAAAGAAGGCUCUCUUCAGUAGACAUCCUGAAAUGGCUACGUGGCCAUCUGGUCAUAACUGGUUUUUUGCUAAACUCAACAUCACCAACAUCUGGGUCCUGGACUACUUUGGUGGAAUCAAAACUGUGACUCCUCAAGAAUAUUUUAAAGCUACACCAUAGCAAGGAAGAUGCUUGAAUGAAACAUUGUCUACUUUUUCACUGGUCACUUUUGUAACAAGAAACCAUCCAAAAACUGAGAUAAUCUUGUAGAAUCUCAAAACUGCACAUUCCUUUGGAAUUCUAAGGGAUUGCCUACGCCAUUUGAGUGCAAAAAGUAUGGAUUCCUUGCAAAGGAAAUCUUAAAUUCUGUGCACAAAAAUAUUUAGAGUAUGCAAAUCUGCAUACUAUGCAUAAUUGAUUCUGCUUUGGGACUUCGAUUUUUAGAGAAGCUAUUUUUCAAAAAGCUUAUUUAGAGAAAAAUACAAUUGGGGGUACAUCUCUGAAAUGGAGAAAAGAGAAAAGUGCAGUGGAGAAAAUUUGUUGUUGAAGAAACAUCCUGAAAUGUUCAGCUGUAUUCUGGACUUGAUCAACAGAUUCAUGUGUAGCAUCAUUCGCUGGGUGAUUUAUGCUGUCAGCUGACCAUAUUGAUAAGGGAUAUGCCUGCAGCCCUAAUUCAGCUAGGGUCAGUUUAUGCAUAUGUGUGCCUACAAUACCAAGGCAAUAUAUAUUGGCAAGUGAAGUGCAAAACUUGAUGUUUCUGUAGUAGUUCAGUAAAACUGCCCCAGUUAUGUAGAAAGGGGGUGUCAGUGAUUUUAGCAGUAGAGCAGAGCACAUGAGUGUGGGCACUAAACUAUCUUUCCAUCCACAGCUUACCUCCUGCAGCAUCUCUCUCUGAGUGCUUGUAGCUUAGCAGAGUUUGCUUGUAGUAUUGGGGCUUAACAGAGAGGAAAAGCUACUAGGGUACAGACUGCAGGGUGGUAGGCCUUGGGUGAGCAAAGUGUCCUAUGAUCCUCAGCCAUGUGGCCCUUUGCUGUUAUAAUUGGAUCCUACCCAGACCUUUCUUCUUACGCAAUUUGGGGAAGUUCUGUGUUUAAACCCAUAGCAAUGUUACCACUAUGUCUUAUUUGACCUGAUACCAUAUGACAGAACUACAUGCUUAGCUAUAUUCACCUCUGUGCCUUAUUUACUGCUUGUGCCAAAAAACUCUGAAGGCUUCAUUUGAACUUAACAUAAUGUCAGUUCCAUUAUGGACCAUAAUUUUUAAAAUCAACUAAAUUGUAGUCCUUGAUUAUAGAGUUUGAAACCAGGUGCUGUAAACCCAUUGUUAAAGAAAAAUAUGAUUCUUCUGAGGGCCACAAGAUUGAUUGUUAACAGUCUUUAAUUAUGAGAUAUUCUUAUGAGAGUACCACACAGAAUGCAUUGAUCAUAUGAAACCCUGUUGUCUUACCACAGAGCAGAAAAAGAAUUCUAAUAUAUAAUGUGGAGCCAUGUUCCCAUACCUGGUGCCCUCCAGAUGUUGCUGGAGUACAACUCUAUCCCUGACCAGCUGGCUGGGGCUGAUGGGAGUUGGAUUCCAACAAUAUCUGGAGGGCUGCAGGUUAGUCACCCCUGGGGAAGGCUGAUGUUGAAGGCAUGCUGCUGUCUCUCUUGAUGAGUAUUGCUUGAAAAGUGUUCUGUCAUAGCGGAUACAUGAUUGAAAUCUGAGGAGACCAAGCUGACAUGACAGAAGAGAAGUGCAAAACCCAUAAAGGGUAGUGUGAAUCCUGCCAAGGACUUGUCACUUUCAAGGCAUCAAAUGUCUUUGAUCACAUUCUUUUCUUCACCCACAAUUGUUAAGGUAUUAGAUAAUUAGAAUUUUCUGGUGGCUGUUCUUGCUGUCAGGUUAACUAAACAAGUUAGGCCUUAGUCAUCAACAUGUUUCCUUGGAAGUAAUCUUCACUUAUUUAUAGAAAUAACUUUUCCUACCUCUGAUGUGGCUACAAAUGGCUUGCAUAUUUUUAUCUCGAGAAAUUACAUAAUUGUGUUGCACAUGGAAGUUCUAGCUUCCAUAAUAAAUCCAUAGUUAAACAGUAUGGAAAUAAAAAUAUAUUCUUGGAAA
Podarcis raffonei (Aeolian wall lizard) is the source of this 2635-nucleotide messenger RNA. Its product is annotated as protein CREG1-like. Gene Ontology annotation, biological process: cell surface receptor signaling pathway. The coding region runs from base 34 to 717 and encodes 227 amino acids. Lineage: Eukaryota; Metazoa; Chordata; Lepidosauria; Squamata; Lacertidae. The transcript has 4 exons. Gene Ontology annotation, cellular component: membrane. The record is from RefSeq and is a predicted model, not a curated record. Gene Ontology annotation, molecular function: transmembrane signaling receptor activity.